This is a messenger RNA of Episyrphus balteatus (marmalade hoverfly), 2083 nucleotides long. RefSeq lists its product as uncharacterized. The record is from RefSeq and is a predicted model, not a curated record. Gene Ontology annotation, molecular function: oxidoreductase activity; copper ion binding. The transcript is spliced from 7 exons. Lineage: Eukaryota; Metazoa; Arthropoda; Insecta; Diptera; Syrphidae. The coding region runs from base 1 to 1950 and encodes 649 amino acids. Gene Ontology annotation, cellular component: plasma membrane. Gene Ontology annotation, biological process: iron ion transport.
AUGAUGAAAAAGAUCAGCAGAGUUGCUAUUUUUUCAAUAAUAUUUGUGAUUGGUGUUUCGGGAAGAUCACAUUUGCAUAAAAACAACGAAUAUGUAAAUGUAACAGAACAUCCUGGGGAGCUAUGUUUGCGAACUUGUGUCCCCAAUGACAAGAGAAUAUGUUACUUUAAAUUCGAGUUGGAACUUUACCAAGCCAUGGGGGUUGCUUGUGGAAAAUGUGCUCAAGGCGUUGUGGAAGAUUGUAAUAAUCCUCAAUGCAUCGUUGGCGAUGGUGUGGAAAAAGGUGUAAUGAGUAUUAACCGACAGGUUCCAGGGCCAGCCAUUCAGACUUGCCAAGGAGAUAUGAUCAUUGUCGAUGUGGUAAACAAAGCUCACGGAACUGCAAGUGCUAUUCAUUGGCAUGGUUUGCAUAUGAAAGAUACUCCUUGGAUGGAUGGUGUGCCAUACGUAACUCAGUGUCCUAAUUUGUACGGUUCCACCUUCCGAUAUUGGUUUGACGCUAAGGAACCUGGAACACAUUUUUAUCAUUCGCAUUCAGGGCAUCACAAAAUAAACGGUCAAUAUGGUGCCUUAAUUGUUCGCGAGCCUGAAGAAGAUGUUGCGAACUUCAAUGAAUACGACUAUGAUCUACCAGAGCACUUUCUUGUACUUUCCGAUUGGAUGCAUGCGUAUGGAGAACAGUUGUUUCCAGGACUUCCAUCUACAACAACCGGACCGGAUGCUUUGUUAAUAAAUGGACGUGGGACUUUUAUUAAUCCUAAAACAAUGGAACAUCUGAAUGUGCCGGCAAGAAAGUUCUAUGUUAAAUCUGGAAUGCGUUAUAGAUUUAGGGUUAUAAAUGCAGUAAGUCAUGCAUGUCCAAUGCAAUUACAGGUACAAGAUCACGAUCUUAACGUAAUUGCUUCAGACUCUUUCAAUGUUGAACCGAGUCGUUUUGAUACGAUUGUUUCGAAUUCUGGCGAAAGAUAUGAUUUUAUUCUGAAUGCCAAUCAUUCAGGAGGAGAUUUCUGGAUAAAACUAAAAGGACUGGGAGCUUGUGCAUCAAAAGAGGGCUUUGCUUUGUUGAGGUAUGAGACUGAUGAUGCUGUUUCAGAUGCUGAGAGGCCCCAACCGCCAUUUCCACCAACACUCACUGAUACUCCCUUAGGAAGAAUUUUAAAUGAUCCUUUGGCUACUUGUUCUGGUGGAUCCGAUAAAUGUUGUGUCACGGAACUAACAGCUCUUGAUGAGGAUGAAGAACUUCGUACCAAAGAACCAGAUCAGCAACUUUUCGUAGCAUUCAAAAAUAUUCAAGUACGGAAUUCGGAAAUAUUCCAACCAGGAAGCUAUCCACAUUUUCAAAAUCCCGCUUCUACUCUGACAUUUGUCGGUGCUAUAAAUAACAUCAGUACAACCUUUCCUGCCUCGCCUCCUCUAACACAACCUUUAGAUGUCGACGAUUCUGAAUUUUGCAAUGCAUUGCAUAUGCCUGCCCGAUGUGAGGGAAAGAAAUAUUGCUCAUGCCACCAUCUAGAAAAACUACAAAAAGGCGGAAUUAUCGAGAUAGUGGUUGUAGAUGAAUCAGCUACUGCAGGAAAUAUACAUCAUCCUUUCCAUUUGCAUGGUUAUGCGUUCAUGGUUACGGGACUUGGUCAACAUCCAUCAGGUUUACCUAUGACUUUAAAAGAAGCUAAGAAAAUUGAAAAGUCCAAAGGUCUUGUAAGAUAUUAUAAAAGCAACAGACCACCAAUCAAGGAUACGGUUUCGAUACCAAACCGAGGAUAUGCUAUUAUACGAUUCCGUGCUGAUAAUCCAGGAUUCUGGGUAAUGCACUGUCAUUAUGAAUGGCAUUUCGCUUCUGGCAUGGGACUUAUAAUUCAAGUCGGCAGUUCAGACGAAAUGGUUAAACCACCAGCAGACUUCCCGAAAUGCAACAACUAUGAGCCGAAAUUGAAAAUGCCAAAUUAUUAGAAAAAGAAAGAGAUGAAAAAAUUAUUAGUUUUAACAAAACAAUAAUUUCAAAUAGAUUUCUUCAUUAUUUUAAAAAUCAUUCAAACAUUUUGAGAAAGAACUGAACCACUUCAUUAAUUAUUAAGCUGCUUAG